Molecule: messenger RNA, 1098 nt
Organism: Notodromas monacha
Lineage: Eukaryota; Metazoa; Arthropoda; Ostracoda; Podocopida; Cyprididae
Source: the annotation of a GenBank genome assembly
AUGAAGCUGAGGGUGAGGUUUGGGUCAGGACGUCGAGUCGCCGUCGUUGACGUUCCGGGAAGUGAGCCGACAGUCAGGGAUGCCAUCGUUGCGACAAAUACGGCCUUGCACAAGCUCGGAUACGAAGGCUCCAAUAUCCAUCUUUCUCUCGAUGGCAGGACGUUGCUAUCUGAGGACGAAACAUUGCGAAGUGUGGGGAUCGUCGCCGGUGACCUAGUUCGUGUCCUGACGCCCGUGCCCAUUAAGGUAACUUGUUUGCGAGAGGAGCUUCGUCGACCAGGUUCCAUUUCGAAUGGAGAAAUUCCGCAGAGCCUCAGAAAUUUCAUCACAUCUACAACUUUUGGCAAUGUGGCUGAGCCGCUGAUCGCACUUUUGAAUUUCUGGAUGCUGGAACUGGGAUUCCGCCCAAGAGACUCGCCGGAUUUAGAGAACCCCAAGUGCUUCGACCGGUUCCCGCUGAGAGAACCUCUUGACCCGUUGCCGCCGCCCGAAGGAGUCUCUCGUUGGAAGCGAUCGUCGGGCUUGUACGUGCUCAAGUAUCGUCACGUUUUGCGGCCUGAGAGCAAGACCGAACUCUUGGUCUCGCUCAUGCUGCCGAAACUGGUCGUGCAAGGGUUUACAGAAGCACUGAAAGAUUGCGGACCGUUCGAUGCUGUGAUCGACACGAAGCUUUAUUCGGCGAACGAUUGGAAGCAUGUCAAGUGUUUGGAGCAGACCUUCAAGGACCGUUUGGGUACUCCGCUGCUGGCUGCGAACCAGAGUGCAGCCGGCGUCAUCCCUACUGGUCUUCUGGGUCUUCCGAAUGAGAUCGUAGAGCACGUGAUGCAUUUUUGUGACUCUGCGUCGCGCGGCCGCCUGGCGUCCGUCUGCGAGCGCUUCUGGCACGUAGACUCGAAGCUGCGUCAGGGAAAACCCGGGUCGCAACCGCACAACGACAAGUCUCGAGUCGUCGCGAGCCUCUUUCUAUAGCUUUCGGCCGUUUCCACCUUCCUUCAGAAAGUCUAUCUUUUUUUUCUUGGGCAAUUUUUUUCUGUGAUAUAAAUCUCGUCGCCAGCACUGCACGUGUCGUGUGUUUCUGUGCACGCUUUUUUCUGGAGG